Messenger RNA from Scatophagus argus, 2109 nucleotides. RefSeq names its product latent-transforming growth factor beta-binding protein 3. The record is from RefSeq and is a predicted model, not a curated record. Bases 353 to 1387 code for a protein of 344 amino acids. Lineage: Eukaryota; Metazoa; Chordata; Actinopteri; Scatophagidae. The transcript has 9 exons.
CUAAAUAAUAAAGGUGUGUCUCCCAAUACUUUUGUCUAUAUAGUGUAUCUGUCUAACUACCUAUGAUGAUCGAUUUUCAGCAUACAGCAGACACCGGCGUCCCUGCUGGCCGUUCCGUGUAACAACAACAGAUCUGUCUGAGUCCAGCUCGUUCUGCUCCGUUUUUUCCCCCUCCAAAGCAAAAUCACAUGAUGUGUAUUUUGUCAUAUGAUACUGAUGAGAGGACUGAUCCCACUGCGAGCGAGAGUCACCCACGUCCUCUGUGAAAAACAAAGGCAGCUCGACCACUUGUCAGGGAUGAGAUGUUGUAGCCUGGCAUUGUUUGGCCGUAGUACUCGAUAAUAUCUGGAGGAUGGACGGCCGGGGAGUCUGUCUGUCUGCGAUAUGCACCGUUUGUUUCAUAGGCAUGGUGCUGAGCCAGACCACACUGAGUCCUGCUGUGAUGAACACCACUCUCAUCGAGAAUGUGACCAGUCUGACAGUAACUCCCGUGAUCCUCAGCAGCACGACUCCGGGCUGCUUUGCGUUCAACACUUCUACUUGUGAGCCCUGUGCACCAGGAUCGCAGUACGACAACAACACCUUGCUGUGUUCCUGCUGUUCUGAUCCCGGGCUGUGUCUAUUUCCUGGAGCAUGUUUGCCAUGCAACAGGGGAUUCUAUCAGCCUCUAGCUGGACAGCAGCAGUGUUGGCCCUGUGACCGCGGCUUCUACACAAAUUUCACUGGAAGUCCAUUAUGUCACGCCUGCCCACCUGGAUCCUUCAACAAUAACACUGGUGCAGACAAUUGCACAAGUUGUUCACCAGGUUUCUUCUCAUCGCUGCAGAGUUCCACCUUAUGUACACCAUGUGCACAAGGAACUUUUUGCAACUCCUCUGGUUGUCCCCAGUGUCAGAUGUGUCCUGGAGGAACUGAAGCUCUACAAACCGCUGCUAAAGCCUGCACACCAUGUCGGCCAGGUAUGCACAAGGCCCCCCAUCAGAUUAUGUGUCAAAUCUGUGGCAGUGGCUCCUACCAGGUCCGCUGGGGUCAGGAAAGCUGCGACGUGUGCCCAGAGAAUCAUUACUGUCCUAGUCCAGACGUGAACCCCAUUCAGUGUCCCAGCGAUGCAUUUUGUCCAGAGGGCAGCUUGGCUCCGAGCUACUGCAUGGAGACUUUCUUCCGCAAAGCAGAGAACACUUGUGAAAUGGCUCCUGUCACUAUUGCUCUGUUGGUUAUUGGAGGUGGGGUGACCCUACUCUUCAUCAUUUUAAUAGCACUACGUCGACGGAGAGACACUGACGGGGAGCUGACUGUAGCCCGAGCUCCAUUAUUAGGCAAAGAGCGACCUCAAGGUCGAUAUUAUGGGAUCCCUUGUGAUGCAGAGCCUGUAUACGCCGGCUGGUGAACUGAAGGACAUGAGCUUAGCUUUUCUAAAUGCUUGGCAGGAUAAAACCAAUGAAAGUCUUCAUAUGGGUUCCAUCCCAAGACAAAAGAACUGAUAAAAGAAGAAGACUGAUGGCAAAAUCUCUGGUACCUGAAGAGACAAUCCUUUUUUGUAUGUGGUAUAUUUGAAUAUAUUACUGAGGUGCCUCUUUUUGUGAAUUCUUGUAGUUUGACACUGUUAUAGUUGUCUCACUCAGAGAUGAACACUGUCCUUUCAUAAACUGGGUUAUUGGAUUAUGAGAGGUAUGCUGGAGCAGUGAAAAUGAGAUGCGUGCCUCAGCAGGGUGGGUACCUCUCUCUCUUAUGAAACACACUUUUCUUUCCUUUUUUUUUUAACAGCGGUAAUUGAUUCACUUUAUUACUCACGUGUUGGUAGACCUGUGGGUGCCUCCAUUAACUCUUGGUGCUCCACAGCUACUGAGAGCAGAGAGUUGUACAUUGUGCUUGGAACCUUGUGGGGGUUUUUUUUAACGCAUUUGAUUGCAGCACUUUUUGUGGUCUGUUCUUUCAUUCAUGGAUUUGCUUAAUGAUUUUUAUCUGCUUUUUAAGGUUCUAUUUGUAUGUUUUGAAGGAAAACAAAUAAAAAAAAUAUUAACUUGAGCUUUGUUUCUUAAUCAUUUGAAUUGUAUUGUAACCUUAAAUGAAUGGUUUUGAAAUUAUAUGUGCCAAACAUGUUUGCUAUCA